Molecule: messenger RNA, 1580 nt
Organism: Pieris rapae (cabbage white)
Lineage: Eukaryota; Metazoa; Arthropoda; Insecta; Lepidoptera; Pieridae
Product: pancreatic triacylglycerol lipase
Exons: 5
Coding region: 77-1048 (323 amino acids)
Biological process (GO): lipid metabolic process
Molecular function (GO): lipase activity
Source: RefSeq, a predicted model, not a curated record
GAUAUAAGAUUAUAAUUGGCAAUAAAUAUAACAGAUUCACCCAAAAGUUAAAAUUUAUAUUGACAACUCCAUCAUCAUGAGGCUGUUGGUAGCAUUAUCUGUUUAUGUAGCAUUGUGUACUGGUAGUGUGAUCCUGAACUCGGAUCAAUAUCCGCCUGUACCAGGGGACAACAGUCACUAUGUAGAAGGAGUAAGUCGCUAUAUAUGGAUGCCCGAUGGAGACAACAAGAUUCAUCUGGUUGAUCUUAAAGCUAAAGGCAGAGACGCUCAAUUCUUUAACGGAUUUAAUAACCAAUACUGGUUAUACACAAGACGUAAUCCCACGAACCAUCAAGUUCUAAAGGUCAACGACGACAACUCCAUUCGCAACUCAAACUACAACGGAAAUUUACCAACGAAGGUUGUGGUACACGGAUGGAACAGCAAAGGCAGUUCAUCAAUGAACCCAAUGAUUCGUGAUGCUUUUCUUCGAGUUGGCGACUAUAACGUUAUUGUUGUCGACUGGAGAAGAGCCGCAUCUGGAGUAUACACAACAUCAGUGCGAUCAGUUCCUGGUAUUGGUCAUCAUCUUGGUCAUUUUCUUAACUGGUUGAUCUCCAGACACGGUGGUAACUGGAACAACGUGCACCUUGUUGGGUUCAGUCUUGGAGCUCAUGUUGUUGGAAAUGCUGGUCGUACCGUUGGAGGACGUGUUGGUCGUAUAACUGGAUUAGAUCCCGCUGGACCUCAAUGGGGACCGAGGAAUUCUAAUACCCUAAGCAGAAAUGAUGGACGUUACGUGGAAACUAUCCACACUGAUGGCGGUAAACUGGGUAUCUUUGAUGUUAUUGCUGACGCUGACUUUUACCCAAAUGGUGGUAGGCACAGACAACCUGGGUGUUCUUUAAGCCCAUGCUCUCACAGUCGUUCCUACGAAUUAUUUGCUGCGAGUGUAACCCACGACCAUUUUGUUGGAAGACAAUGUGCAAAUCUUAACGAAGCACGCAACCAACGUUGUAAUGGAAGGCAGCAUAAGAUGGGCAAUGCUCGUUUAAACAAAAGCGGGUAAGUUAAAAUCCAUAUCUUACAAUUAUUAUAUAAUUCGACUAAGGAUCUUUCAAGAAAAGAACGUACAAACGUGAAAAGCCAGCAAGGCAUUUGCGAUCCUUCAGGCAAUGUGAGUGUCCAUUGGCGGCGGUAUCACAUAACUUCAGGUGAACCAACUACCCAUUUGCCGCAUAUUACAUUAAAAAAAAUGUCAUGAUAUUGUUCUAUUGCACAAAAUGGUAGAAUUUAAAAAUUGGCUAAUUAGUCAGGCUGAUGAGAAUGUAAAAUAAAAGAUUUAAGGCCAAAGUCAAAGUUGUACGCAAACGUACAACGCGUUUUGUUGUUUGUUUGAAAGUCUCAACUGUGAAUGUAGGUAUGAUUAGUCGUAGUAGUCUACAGACAGACAGAAAGUACCUACAAGUAACUCGAUACCUACUUGAUAACUAACAUCAAAUUAUAUUUAUUCAUUUUUCAGGAGUGGCCUGUAUGGAUUAACUACAGGUUCAAGACAUCCAUUCUAACUAAACAAAGGACCGGUAAACACAACGAACGUU